UCCCUUUUGCUUGGCUUUUGUGUAGUGCAUUUUGUUUAAUUAUUCUUUCCUAAUCCCAUGUGUGCCCUGUGUCUCUAGUUUAGUCUUUAAAUUUGUGUUGUGCUUGUUCAAUUGAUUAGUCUAAUGUUAGUGCUCCACUUCUUUGAACUAUGUGCUCACUGCUCACUUGAUUAGUCUAAUGUCAGUGCUUUUCGUAAUUGUAAUUUGUGCUUUUGUUCUUUUUAUGCAGUACAAGAUAACAGCAAGCAAUGGCUAGUCCACCCUCUGUCAACAAUGAGAACUAUGGUCCAAAAACUGACAAAGCAAGGAAGGCAAGGUCUAAUGAUCCAGGCUGGAAGUAUGGCUACUGGGCAAACCUUGAAAACAGAGAUCAAGUGACAUGUACCCUCUGUGACACCAUGGUUCAUGGAGGGAUUAAAAGGUUGAAGCAGCACUUGGCAGGUGGGUAUGGAGACACAAAAAUGUGUGCAAAGACCACUACUGCAAUCAAAAAGGAGAUGAAAGCUUACUUGGAUUCUAACAGUAGAAGAAGACCAUUGUUCCUUGAUGAGGAUAAUGAGCAGCAAGAGGAAGAAGAUGUGGUGGUGGUGGAAGCAGCUGAAUCUGUUCAAGUUGAAGGAAGUGCACCUGAAGAAUCUCAAUCCUCCAAGGUGCAACCAAGUUCAGGGACUGCAGCCAAACAAAGGCGUGCAACCUAUUUAUUUAAGGCUCCUGCAGCAAGCAAGAGCAAGACCAAGGCAGCACCAAAGGUGAAUAAGUCAAUCAUUGAGAUGCUUCGAAAAUCACCCGAAGAAAUGGUUGAUGAAAGGCGCAAAGGCUGUUCUCAGCCAACAAUUCCAGCAAAGAUCAAGACCCCAGAGGAUAAGCAUUAUGUGGAUAUGCAGUGGGCUUUGUGGUUCUAUGAGUGUGGUGUAUCUUUUAAUGCAGCAGCAGCAAGACAAUUUCAGAUUGCAGUUGAGGCAAUAGCGCAGUUUGGUUCAGGUUAUGUGCCUCCUAAUCCUUACCAGCUUGGGGAACCAUUGCUUAAGGAUGCUGUGCAAUUGACCAGUAAUGUGAGGAAGGAACAUGAGCAGGCAUGGAAGCACUAUGGCUGCACGCUUAUGUCAGAUGGAUGGUCUGAUAGGAGGGGCCGGCACUUGAUCAACUUUCUUGUGAACAGCCCAGAGGGGACUUACUUCUUGGAGUAUGUUGAUGCAUCAGAUGAGGUACAUGAUGCAUUUAUGCUUGCUGAUUUGUUAGAGAAGAAGAUUGAGGAGAUUGGAAAAGACAAUGUGGUUCAAGUUAUCACCGAUAAUGGUGCUAACUACAAGGCAGCUGGUAGGCUUCUAUUGGAGAGGAUUCCUACACUUUUUUGGAGCCCAUGUGCUGCGCAUUGCUUGGACCUUAUGCUUGAAGACAUAGGCAAAUUGCAGCCAUUUCAGAAGACAAUUGGGCGAGCAAGGCGUGUCACAACUUUCAUCUAUAGGCAUGGGAGAAUUCUUAGUUUAAUGAGAGAGAAGACAGGUGGGGCUGAUCUUGUGAGACCUGCAGCAACUCGUUUUGCCACUUCUUACCUCACUCUAAAGAGUUUACACAAGCACAAGGAUCCUUUGAAGGCUUUAUUUCUUAGUGAAGAAUGGAAUGGGAACAAAUUGGCAAAAACUGCAGCCGGUGCAGAUGUGUAUGGCACUGUGCUCUCUGUGGAGUUUUGGAAUGCAGUUGAAGAUUGUCUUAGAGCUUCAGCCCCACUCCUUAUUGUUCUUAGGGUGGUUGAUGGUGAUGAGAAGCCUACAAUGCUAGAAGUCGCAGCACUAAUGAAUCAUGCAAAAGAGAAGAUCAAGCUGAGUUUCGUUGUUGAUAGUAAGAAAGUCUUGCUCAAGAAAAUUAUUGAAAUCAUUGAGAAACACUGGGUGAAACAAAUGGACCAUCCUUUGUAUGGGGCUGCACUGUAUUUGAAUCUAGGAAAGUUACAUCCUCUCAUAUGGGAUCAUGAAGAUGCCACUGUUGGGCAGCUAAGAGGUUGUUUUCUUGAUGUGCUUGGAAGAAUUGUGGAGGAUGAAGAAACUAGAAGCAAGAUUGAUGCUCAGUCCUUGGACUAUGAAGCCCUUAGAGGAGAUGCAUUCUCAAACAAAUUGGCCAAGCAAAAUCUUGAGACAAAGAGCCCUCUUGAUUGGUGGCGCUCUUAUGGUGGCCGUGCUAUUGAGAUUCAAAGGUUUGCUAGAUGAAUUGUUAGUCUUUGUGCUGCAUCAUCUGGCUGUGGGAGAAAUUGGAGUACAUUUGAGUUUAUCCAUACAAAGAAAAGAAAUAGGUUGCUGCACAAGAGAUUGAAUGCUAUUGUCUUUGUUUCCUACAACCGGAAGAUGAAGACUAGGUUUCAGAUAAGGCGUGAGAAAAAAGGGAAAAGUUUUGACCCUUUGGUCAUUGAAGAGUUUGAUUGGGACAAUGAGUGGGCUGACUCUUGCUAUGUUCACCCUCAAGGUGCUCGUGGGUGUGAGGUUGGUGAGAGUGAGAAUGGUCUUACAUGGGAACUUGUUGAUGAAGUUCUAGGUGCAUCAAGCUCAUUGCGAGGACGCAAUUUACCAAGGAGGGCCAACAGCAAGCAUGCA
Molecule: messenger RNA, 2585 nt
Organism: Panicum virgatum (switchgrass)
Lineage: Eukaryota; Viridiplantae; Streptophyta; Magnoliopsida; Poales; Poaceae
Exons: 3
Coding region: 249-2204 (651 amino acids)
Source: RefSeq, a predicted model, not a curated record